AUGACCACCUCCCUGGGACCUGACGGGGCCCAGUGCUGUUCGCGGGGCUGCGCCAGCCCCAGAAGGAUGGAGUCUGCGAACUGCUUCGGGCUCAGCUGCCGCGUGCUGUCUGCAAAGCGGGACGGCCUCACCAGGGCCGUCGGGGGGAGACCGACAGAUCUCGUCCCAAGCUUUCUGAUGUCACUGAUGGCUCUCCUGGUUUUCCCCACCUUCCCUAAACAGUUUGCUCAGCCUGUAGGGCAGUGGAUCACCCUAGAAGGUUCCCCUGAGGGGAGGCUGGGCGGGCAGCGGGCUACUCUGGGCCCCUGGGCCUGGCCACUUCUGCCCUUAUUGGUGAGGAGCUUUGCUCUGUCUUUUGCAUUUUCUUGGCCAAUCUAA
Messenger RNA from Rangifer tarandus platyrhynchus (Svalbard reindeer), 378 nucleotides. Lineage: Eukaryota; Metazoa; Chordata; Mammalia; Artiodactyla; Cervidae. The record is from the annotation of a GenBank genome assembly.